This is a messenger RNA of Paramecium octaurelia, 2217 nucleotides long. NCBI's taxonomy places the organism in Eukaryota, Ciliophora, Oligohymenophorea, Peniculida, Parameciidae. The record is from the annotation of a GenBank genome assembly.
AUGUUAAAAUAUUUACGAGUACGUAAUCCAGACUUUGCUGAUCGGCAGUAACCUAGUAUCUUUUUCUCCACAUAUUAAAAGGUUCUAUUGAUAUCUUGGAUUUAUAUUCCGUUAUUAUUAGAGAUCAUUAAAUGGAAGACUAGCUUAAGCACAUUUUAGUCAAAGACAUUUACGAGUAAUGAUAAUUAAAUUAGCUUAGAUUUGAAACCAUUUUUAAGUCAACAAUCACAAACAUGGAUAUGUACACACAAUUAAUUCAAUAUAAUGUUGAUGCUUUCAUAGAUUUGCAAUCUUUUAGAUUUUUACUCAAAGGAGAUAUCAAAAGUGGAAGAACUCAUUGUUUGAUUGGUGCUCCCCAGGAUCCAGGGUUAUUAUUAAUUUUUACUGGACAUGUAUUUUAUAGAUUGGAAGAAUUAAAAAAGCUUGAGAAAAAUAACACUUUUGAAAAUAGAUUUAACUAUAAAAUGUUUGUAUAAUUGAUAUUAAAAUUAAGCUAAAAUGCUAUAUAAGGGAAAAUAAUUAGUAUUUUGAUAUGUUAACAAAUUGUAAAGAACCUAUGAAUGAUUUUGAAAGUGUAAUUUCAUUUGAUUCCUAAUUGGCAUUUCUAAAAUUGCUUAGAAUUAUUCUAAAAAACAUCGACUAAAGAGUAUUUAUAACUAUUAUGUAAUGAAUAGAAAUUUGAAACUGCUAAGGAAUAUCAUACAUAUUAAUAAAAUUAAGGUUCAUUUAGAUUGGGUCAAGUGACUUUUGAUUUCAUACUUGAAAAAACAUCCACAACUUGGUAUGGAGUCUAGGAAAUUAAAUGUGCACAUUUUAAGUUUGAAACCAUUGAUCUCUAAACUCCAACUGUUGCAUAUGAUUAAGACAGAGUAAUCUACUUUUUAAAUCCUGCCUUAAAAUAUUAAAAUAGUACUAAAACAAUUCUGAGAGAUUCAAAGUUUGCUAAAAUUAGCAAGUAGACUGAAAAAAUAGAUAUUUAAACAAUAAAGAACAAAUUUAAUUUUAGUAAAUAUUUGUAUAUAUUUAGUUUUAAGAUCGAUUAAAAUUAUUAAAAAUAGAGAUAUAUUAAUUCAAUUAUAAUUAUUAUUCAAAUAAUUUAGAAAAGAAAUUGAAAAGUUAAAUCUAAUUUUAGAAUUGAAAUCAGAUGCUAUUGAAUAAGUGCAAUAAUAGAUAAGAUUGGAUAUUUAGGCAAUAGGGAAAGUCAUCACAUCAGUUGAUGUUAGAGUAUAUAAAUUAAUUAGAUUUAGGAAUUCCUCUUGUCUAAAUUUUUACUUUAUUAAGUAAAUGAGUCUUUUGACAUUUGUUUGCCCUUUUAGAAAAAAAUAGAUGUUAUUUUAGCCAAAAUUAGAAAAAUUAAAAAGCAGAAGUUUACUCUAAAUGCAGACUACAAUGAUAAUUGUUUAGAAACAAGAGUAUUUAAGGAUAUUAAAAGGAACCUUUAAGAUAUUUUAAAUUUUAUUAAGGAUGAGGUUUAUAGUGAAUAGCACAGAGCAUAUAAUUAUUAAUAGAUAAAAAACCAUAUACAAGAAGAUUUUGUGUAGUAAUUGCCUGAUGUUCAAAUCGAAGAUGUAAUUUAGGCUGAAGUUACCUAAUAAAGUUCUAAUUCCUAAUUGCCAUCGUUGGAACAGAAAAAACAUAUGAGAUUAAAAUAAAAUUCUCUUUUCAUUGAAAAAUUUAAGAAUGGUGAAAAUGUGCUUAGUAUCGACUAGACUUUAAGAUUGAUCAAAUAAACAGCGAGAUCUCAUUAGGGUAUUACUACUAUGAGAAGUCAUAUACCUCGUUUGAAAACAGAUAAAUGCAGUUUGCAGUCAUCAAAAAAAUCUUAAUUGAAAUUAAUUAAAAUUGAUACAACUCCAAGAGGUGUAACUCUUUAAAGUCCAAUGUUUAUCAAUUUAGAAAAUCAAAACACUUCUUUGACGAGUUAGAAACAAAAAGAAUUUAAAUAACCUGAAGAUUAUAAGAAAUUAAAUAGUGUGAUAAACAACAGUUCCAAAAUAUUGAAUACCAUGAGUUAAUUAAGUAAUGAUUAACUUCAAAAUAGUGUAAUGUCUUCAGAUGAAAUAAUUAAAGGGUUUUAGAGCAAGGUUAAGCUUAAAAAAUGUAAUAAACAUUUUAUAUUUAUUAGACUAAUCUUUGUAUAAGAUGCCAAAUCUUUCUACAAAUUACUUAAACUGUUUAGAAAGAAUGGUUAAUUUGGAAAUUAAAAGUAAACAAUGA